GUUGAGCUUAGCCUUGCGGCGCUUCUGUUGGGCAGUUGUACGUGGCCGGCGCUGAGGCCGCCAGGGAAGUAGCAUUUAGUGGGACAAGUGAGGGGCGGCCUGGGUUUAGCGGUGGGAGUCCAACCGAAAGGAGGAGAGAAUAUCUGAGAGGGGGGACAGCGCCUGCAAGCACAGCUUCCAUCCCGUUCGCCACGCCCCAGCGCCCCGGGAGCUUGCCUUUUUUUCUUCAGGACCAGGCCAUGGAGAGCCAAGUCCGGCAGCUUCGACAAGCUUUCCGGUCCGGCCGGUCGCGAUCCCUGCGGUUCCGGCUGCAGCAGCUUGAGGCCCUGCGAAGGAUGGUGCAGGAGCGCGAGAAGGACAUCCUGUCUGCCAUCGCCGCCGACCUGUGCAAGAGUGAAUUCAAUUCAUACAAUCAAGAAGUCAUUACUGUCCUUGGGGAAAUAGAUCUUAUGCUGGGGAAUCUUCAUGAAUGGGUUACUGCUAAACCAGUUAAGAAGAACCUGCUCACUAUGAUGGAUGAGGCCUAUGUUCAACCAGAGCCUCUGGGAGUCAUACUGAUUAUUGGAGCUUGGAACUACCCCUUUGUACUCACUAUGCAACCACUGGUGGGAGCCAUUGCUGCAGGAAAUGCUGUGAUUAUCAAGCCUUCUGAACUAAGUGAAAAUACAGCCAAGAUCUUGGCUAAGCUCCUCCCUCAGUAUUUAGAUCAGGACCUAUAUGCUGUUGUUAAUGGUGGAGUUGAGGAAACCACAGAGCUUCUGAAGCAGCGAUUUGAUCACAUUCUCUAUACGGGAAACUCUGCAGUUGGAAAAAUUGUCAUGGAAGCUGCUGCCAAGUAUCUGACCCCAGUGACACUUGAACUGGGAGGGAAGAGUCCAUGUUACAUUGAUAAAGAUUGUGACCUGGACGUUGUCUGCAGACGCAUAACCUGGGGAAAAUACAUGAAUUGUGGCCAAACCUGCAUUGCUCCUGACUACAUUCUCUGUGAAGCUUCCCUCCAGAAUCAAAUAGUGCAGAAGAUAAAGGAAACUGUGAAG
Molecule: messenger RNA, 1037 nt
Organism: Marmota monax (woodchuck)
Lineage: Eukaryota; Metazoa; Chordata; Mammalia; Rodentia; Sciuridae
Product: aldehyde dehydrogenase family 3 member A2
Biological process (GO): aldehyde metabolic process
Cellular component (GO): cytoplasm
Molecular function (GO): aldehyde dehydrogenase (NAD+) activity
Source: RefSeq, a predicted model, not a curated record